AUGUCAGGCUUCUUGCUUUUAAGUUUCGACCAAGGUGUUAUGGGCGGAAUCGUUGGGGCUGACAACCCCUUCGGUCGCCACUUCAACAACCCUGACGCCGAUAUGCAAGGCAACAUCACCGCCCUGUACGAUAUCGGCUGCGUCUUAGGAUCGAUCAUCACCUACUUCGUUGGCAAGCGAUUCGGUCGCCACACCAUGCUCAUGGCUGGCGGUGCUAUUAUGAUCGUCGGCGCUGCGCUGCUGGGCAGCUCGACUACGAUCGCGCAACUCAUCACGGGUCGAAUUGUCACAGGAGUCGGGAACAGCAUGGACUCGAGUACGGCACCAGUAUAUCUUACGGAGUGUGCGCCACCGAGCUACCGAGGUGCCCUCUUGACACUGCAAGGAACGGCCACGAUUCUGGGCGUCGUUAUUGCAUACUGGAUGGACUAUGGCACGAACGUCUCGAGCAAUUCCUUCAAGUGGCGCUUUCCUCUCUCCUUCCAGGCUGUCUUCGCUGUCUUUCUCAUUCUUCAGAUCAUCGAUUUACCUGAGACCCCGCGCUGGCUCGUUGUGCACGAUCGCUACGCAGAGGCAAAAGAAGCCACCGCCGCUCUUGAAGGCAAACCACUUGACGACCCUACUGACAAUGCAACAAUUCUCGACAUCAAGUCAGGUUUGGACGAGGAACACAAUGACGGGCUUUUCCGCUUCAUGGAGCUCUUCUCUUGGGGCGGGACGCAGAACGUUCGACGAUUGCUCAUCGUCAUCAGCAUUCAACUGGGUCAGCAAUUCUCUGGGAGCAAUAUGAUCAACUACUACCUUCCUGUUAUCCUCCAGGACAGUAUGGGUCUUAGCCAUCAGCUCUCACUCAUCCUUGGUGGCGCCGCUCAACGCACGUUCCUGGUCGGUUUAGCCAUCCGAGUCCUCCUUAUGGAUCGUUUCGGUCUCUGCACACUUUUCAUGGGCUGCUCAGCAGGACUGUGCUUGUGUUUCGUAUGCGUUAGUGCUCUGUUGUCGAAGACAGUUGAUGGGAUGGUAUCUGAGGGCAGAGGCUACGCCGCCACAGCGUUUAUUUUCAUGUUUCAGCUGUUCUACGGCGUUGGAUGGCUGCCAGUGCCGUGCUUCUACCCCCCUGAGAUUGCAACGACCAGGAAGAGGACGAAAGUGCAGGCUAUUGCCAGCGGGUGGAACUGGAUGCUCGUUUUUGUUGUGGUAAAGACCACUCUUAUUGCCUGCGGAAAUAUCCAAUGGCACACAUUCAUCGUCUUCGCCUUCCUCAACGCUGCGUCCAUCACGACGGUGUACUUUUUCUACCCCGAGACUAAGGGCCUUACUCUCGAGGAUAUCCCUCUGCUGUUCCACAAGAAGGGCAUUACUGGUGGUGUCUCCUCGAGCAAGGGCGGAAGAACGGUUUUUUUGGAGCAGCACGCGCGGAAGGCGCAUAUUGACAAGAAGAUGCAUUUGGGUGAAGAGAGGAUGGAGGGAGAUCAGGCGCAGGAUGAGAAGACAGCAUGA
Macroventuria anomochaeta is the source of this 1497-nucleotide messenger RNA. Its product is annotated as general substrate transporter. Gene Ontology annotation, molecular function: carbohydrate:proton symporter activity. Bases 1 to 1497 code for a protein of 498 amino acids. Gene Ontology annotation, biological process: transmembrane transport; carbohydrate transport. NCBI's taxonomy places the organism in Eukaryota, Fungi, Ascomycota, Dothideomycetes, Pleosporales, Didymellaceae. The record is from RefSeq and is a predicted model, not a curated record. Gene Ontology annotation, cellular component: membrane. The transcript has 5 exons.